Diutina rugosa is the source of this 495-nucleotide messenger RNA. RefSeq lists its product as uncharacterized. The record is from RefSeq and is a predicted model, not a curated record. Bases 1 to 495 code for a protein of 164 amino acids. The transcript has a single exon. NCBI's taxonomy places the organism in Eukaryota, Fungi, Ascomycota, Pichiomycetes, Serinales, Debaryomycetaceae.
AUGCUGUUCAUCACCAGACUCGGUCUUAACACUCGCCUCCCGUACCACGGCUUCAUUUACGCCGUGGCCUUCGGUGGUUCGGUUUUCUACUCGUUCAUUGUGUCGCCAUUGGUGUUCAAGAGACUCCCUCGUCAAGAAUUUAGUGACUUGCAAGCCGUUGUGUUCCCCACGUACUUUGCCGGUCAAAUUAUCGCCCCCCUCUUGUUGGCUGCUACGACCUCGGUGUCCCCUUGUCCGGUUCACUAUGGUGCCCUCGCUUUGUCGGCUUUGGGUGGCAUCAUCAACUACUUUUGGUUGUUGCCAAAGUGUGCCGACAUUAAAGUGAGACGUAACCAAGCCAAAGAAGGCACUGAAGAGUACAAUGAAUUGUCGAAGCAAUUCGGCAAGUACCACGGGCUUUCAACCUUGGCUAACAUUGUGUCUAUAGUCUCGUUAGGAUUCUAUGGGUUGUUGUGGCAAAAGUCACUUACUUCGACUAUGGUGAUUCACCCCUAG